This is a messenger RNA of Cantharellus anzutake, 910 nucleotides long. RefSeq lists its product as uncharacterized. The transcript is spliced from 3 exons. Lineage: Eukaryota; Fungi; Basidiomycota; Agaricomycetes; Cantharellales; Hydnaceae. The coding region runs from base 121 to 798 and encodes 225 amino acids. The record is from RefSeq and is a predicted model, not a curated record.
AGAGCAUUUUCAUAUACAUCAUGUGUAUCCAGCGAUUGAACUGUCCUCUGGUCACCCUUCCACGUGGAGAGCCUUUCCCAUUAUCACGCCAGCGCGAUCUCUACAAAAAUUACGUUCAAAAUGUUCUCUCGACGCAACAAAGGAAACCGUCCUGCUCGUGGCUCAUCUUCGCAUCCACCGCACCCACAGGCCCAUUCGGAGUCCCAUGUUCCGCAGGUCCGUGUCACCGAUGCCCAAAUAUCGCCUGAUCACGACAACUACCGCCGCGAUCAGCUCGGAGUGCCGGCAGGAUCUUAUCCUGAGCCCGAAGUGGCUGCUCAGAGUGAUCGCAAGAAACCAGCAUCUCUAAUGAGGAGGAUCCGCGAGAAACUGAGUCCUGUCCGCAACAAGCCUAGCACUCCUGAAUCUCAUGGGCCAUCAAGGCCAACUACUCCAUUCCUUCAGCCAUCCGGGGAUGAUGCGGUGCCACCUCCAUCUCCCCGCACCCCUACCGCGUAUGUUGAUGAUCCUCGUGAAUCAUCUGGGACGCAUGCCACGCCUGACAAUCGGCCGAAUAUCUAUGCCCAAUUGGAGCGUGAGGAUGUCAUCGUACCUUUCGUAUCGGAUCCCACGACGGUGCCAUCGGCCAACUCAGGGAGUGAUCGAAAAAAAGUAAUCAUCGGUGCUACAAGGCUGGUUCUACAAAAUGCAGCCGACGCUCUUAAAUUCGUCCCGAUUGCGAAUCUUGAUGCAAUUCCGAAUUUACUUCUGACGUGGCUCCAGGUUUACGAGGUUAACUGUUGGCGGAAACGACGAUGAACUCGAAGGAUUGGAUGAUCACAUUCGAAAGGCUUAUACCACCAUUUUGCAGCCGCUCGAGCUGUCGACAGACCAAAUUCCCCCAGAAGUGAUUCAGUUUAUUAAAGGAUUU